CUGCAAACUCCAGUCUCGGACUGAAAACGGGCAUCGCAGCCCACACCGGAGCGGUGCCCAAAAACAAGAAAGGUGGUCGCUGUGCUCGGGCAGCCAUCAAGAGUCGACACACAGGACCCCGUCAGGUGUCAGGGAGACACAGGCCGGCCAGCGACACUUCGGUCUGCGGUCGCGACAAACGAUGCGUUUCCUCGGGGGCGUCAGGGGGCUCUCCAAGCUCCGCCCUCCCGGUAUAAAGAGGCGAAGCGCGCACCCGAACGGCAGAGCGGAUACCGAGGCGCAAGUCAACCGUACGGAGCGAGCACUGCAGUCCGCAUGAAGACCCCCAGCCCCGAGGACCCCGAAGCCUACGCGUACUAUGACUACAACAGCACCUAUGAGUUCUACGACUCGACUGACGAGAGCCCAGACCCCCACCAGAGGGAGGCGCUGCACGUGGUCUCCAUUGUCAUCUACAGCAUCGCCUUUGUGCUGGGCACCGUGGGCAAUGGCAUCGCCAUCUGGGUGAUCGUGAGGAGGCUGCGGCGGUCCCUGAAGCCCUUUUGGCUCCUGAACCUGGCCCUGUCCGACCUGCUCUUCGUGCUGACGCUGCCCCUGUCCAUCGACUACAUCUACAGAGGCUUCGACUGGCGCUACGGCAAGGCCCUGUGCAAAACCACCAGCUUCGUGUGCCUUCUCAACAUGUUUGCCAGCGUGUUCUUCCUCACCCUCGUCACCGUGGACCGCUGCCGCACCGUAAAGCCGGGCUGCAGGGCGGGCCUCCUGGUGGGCGUCUGGCUGCUCGCCGCGGGCCUCAGCACCCCCAGCCUUUACUACCGGGACACGGUGAGGGUGCGGGGCAAGGAGGUGUGCUACACGAACUACCACGCCAGCGAUGGCACCAGCGCCAUGCGCAGACACGCCACCCAGGUGUACAUGCGCCUCUGCUUCGGCUUCCUGCUGCCCCUCUGCACCAUGGUGGUCUGCUACAGUAUCAUGGGGGCGAAGGUGUGCCACAGGGCUGUGGUGCGCCCAUCUAGCUUUGGCCGAAUCGUGGUCACCCUCGUGGUGGCCUUCUUUGUGUGCUGGGCUCCCUUUCACGUCUUCAGCGUGCUGGAACUGCAGGUGCACACGAGCGCUGCCAUCCACGCUGCCCUGCGGGUCGGUGUACCCCUCUCCACCAGCCUGGCCUUCUUCAACAGCUGCCUGAACCCCCUCUUCUACGUGCUCAUGUCCAGAGAGGCGUGGACCCCCCUGUGCAGGGGUCUGGGGGACCGGGUGAAGCGCAGCCUGCAGGGGGUCGAGUUGCUCUCGCUGACCACCAGCCAGGCCGCAGUUGAUACGCAGACCGCCGUGUCCCCCGCGUAGGGGGUCCUGUGAGCAGACGCCAGUGAAAUCCCUCAUCACCACAUGGGGUGCCCACUAGCAUCUCAAGACUGUUACAGGUUUAUAGGAAAGGUGGGCAUACAAUGGGCUGCCCACAGGAAAGUUAAAUCUGCCAGCCUUCCCAUUCUGUGCCAUCCAAUGACAAAAAACAAAAAAUGAAACUCUGGCUUCAAGGACAGUGUGCGGUGCCACCAUAUUGACCAGCAUGGCAUCCAUCUCUUGCCUGCCCCCCUCAUUCAGCAGCCCUGAAGGUGGCACACUGGGUAUAUGUAAGCUGGAUAGAGUGCUAUUAAUGUAAAAUAGUAUUAGGUGGCACAGUGGCAGCCUGGGGUUGGGAUCCUGGGUUGUCCCCGUGUCUGCGACAGUUCAAAGCAGGUGUCGGGUGGUGUUUGCCCAGACACAGAAUGGCACCCUGUUCAGGGUUUGUUCCUGCCUUGCUCAAUAUGCCCACCGACCUGAAACAAGCUGUGAGAAGAGACCCCCUUUAGGGUGUAUGGGUGGACCCUCAAGUGGCCACGAGACGUACGCAAGUCAGGGAGACUCCUGAGCUUCAAGGUCUGCGAGGGGAGCUGCCAGUUAGACAGUGGCAUGUAUAU
Messenger RNA from Polypterus senegalus (gray bichir), 1961 nucleotides. Its product is annotated as G-protein coupled receptor 1-like. NCBI's taxonomy places the organism in Eukaryota, Metazoa, Chordata, Cladistia, Polypteriformes, Polypteridae. Bases 316 to 1347 code for a protein of 343 amino acids. Gene Ontology annotation, cellular component: plasma membrane. The record is from RefSeq and is a predicted model, not a curated record. Gene Ontology annotation, molecular function: G protein-coupled receptor activity; complement receptor activity. The transcript is spliced from 2 exons. Gene Ontology annotation, biological process: positive regulation of cytosolic calcium ion concentration; complement receptor mediated signaling pathway; phospholipase C-activating G protein-coupled receptor signaling pathway.